This is a messenger RNA of Plectropomus leopardus (leopard coralgrouper), 1185 nucleotides long. Its product is annotated as zona pellucida-like domain-containing protein 1. NCBI's taxonomy places the organism in Eukaryota, Metazoa, Chordata, Actinopteri, Perciformes, Serranidae. The record is from RefSeq and is a predicted model, not a curated record.
AUGGCUUUAAUCAGCUUCCUCAUCCUGACCUCCUUUUGUAUUGCGGGCCGAGAGGCCCUCAGCGUAUCUGACUGCGGAGCAUUUGCCAGACGACCAGAAUACACUGAUAUCGCUGUAGUGUGUGGCACAUCUGUUAUCGACCUUGCCAUUCAAAUCUGUCCGGCCGUCUACACCGGUUACAACGCGAGCUUACUGAUCCUCAACCACAUCCGGGGCAACACGGCCUGUCAGGGGAGGCUGGACACCUCUGUGACCCCUCCUGUAGUGAGAUUCAGCUUCCCCAUCACAGAGGGAAACGCCUGUGGGAGCACCUUCCUGACCACGAGUGCUCCAGGGACGGGAAUAUUCUCUGACUUCUCCAACAUCCAGACGGUCAAUGUCAGCGGGGUGAUCCGAUCCUUUGACCCCACCAUCGGGACGAUCACCUACAAUGCAGAGCUCAAGUAUUACUACUCCUGUGCUUACCCACUUGAGUAUCUCGUCAACAACACCCAAGUGGAUGUGUCAUCCUCUUCCAUUGCUUUGAAGGACAACAAUGGGAGCUUCAUCAGCACCCUCAACAUGAAAUUGUACCAGGAUAUAAAUUACACCACUCCUCUCGUCUUUCCACCUCUGGGAAUCGAACUGAGAAAAAAGAUCUAUGUGGAGGUGUCUGCAUCCAACCUGACAUCACAGUAUUUUGUGCUUCUGGACCGGUGCUACGCCUCGGUGGGUGCACAGCCGUCCAACUCCACCUUCUUCAACCUGUUUGUCUCGUGCUCCAUAGAUCAGCUCACCACCAUGCUGGAGAAUGGGGAUAGCCAAAAGGCCCGCUUCUACUUCCCGGCGUUCCGCUUCAUCGAGCAGCAGAAUGAGACCAUCUCCACCUACUAUCUGCACUGCAUCACUCGGCUCUGCGAGCGCAGCACCUGCAGCACCUUCAAGCAAUGCAACAGGAACAGGAGGAGUGUGGAGACCACUGUUGUCCAGGAGAGCAUCACUGAGCCAUCUGUGCUCACAGUGGCUAUAAAGGCCAAGACAGAGAACGCCAUUCAAUCCAAAGAAGAGGCGCUGUCUGGUGGCCAGUCUGAUGGCAGGGGCGCGUCAGUCGGCCUGGGAAUUGCCGUGGCCGUCCUUAUUGUGAUAGGGGUGGCAGCCAUUUUAAUGGCGGCUUCUUUUUAUCGAAAACUGAAGCGGCUAAGCUAG